Messenger RNA from Penicillium nucicola, 1062 nucleotides. RefSeq lists its product as uncharacterized. The record is from RefSeq and is a predicted model, not a curated record. Bases 1 to 1062 code for a protein of 353 amino acids. NCBI's taxonomy places the organism in Eukaryota, Fungi, Ascomycota, Eurotiomycetes, Eurotiales, Aspergillaceae. The transcript is spliced from 4 exons.
AUGCAUCCUGACUUGAAGAAUACCUGGACCCCCGCGGUCAAUGUCUUGACCUGGUUUAUGCUAGUGACGGCCAUUUUGAGCGUUGCGACUCGACUUGGGACGAAAUACUUCUUCUUUCGCAAAUUUACCCUCGAUGAUGGACUUGCCGCAGCAUCGAUCAUCUUUUGCAUCGCGGAGUCUAUAGCGGUGUCUAUGGCGACUGCGAAUGGUCUCGGCCAGCACUACAAGUUGCUGGCUGAGAUCAAGGUAGAAAAUAUGAUGAAGUCCGAGUUCGCGGCGAUCAUUCUAUUCGUUGCCAGCAUAUGUUGCUCUAAGCUGUCGCUACUAGUCUUCAUUCGCAAUUUGACUCCAGCGUCCUUGGAUCGUCGCUUCGCUCUUGUGCUGGGAAUAUUGAUUGGACUCUGGGCCGUCACUGGCAUUAUAACGUCUUCGUUCCAGUGUCAUCUACCGCGUACUUGGGACUAUAUACAUGGAAGUUGCUUUGAUCGGAGCGCGUGGUGGAACUAUCUGGGUAUCACAAACAUCCUAUCCGAGGCUGGAAUCAUUGCUCAAGCGUUACUGGUCAUCAUUCGAAUCCAGACAGAUUUCAGCAGAAAGGCUGGUCUGUUCAGUGUGUUUUUCAUUCGAAUUAUUGUCAUUGUUGCGAUUAUUUGCCAACUUGUCUACGCCAGCAAGUCAUUCUCAUCGGAAGACCCUUCAUUCGAGACCUGGACAGUUGCAGUCUCUACACAAAUGGCCCAAGGAUUGAGUAUAGUCACGGCGUGCUCCCCACAAUUCAAGCCUUUCCUGGACAACCUUCGGUCAUCGGGGAUGAGUCUUGAAAUGUCGAGCUCCUACGGCUAUGGCAGUAAGCACAAAACAUACGGCAUGACUACGAUGAAAGGAACCCGCCGGACUCAAGACACUCGAAGCGAGACCCACGAGCUCGUCUCGAUUCCUCGCGAAGGAGCCCACGAGACCCUAGUCACAUCGGCACCGGAUGAUGAUGCCGAAAGCCAGUCUAGCCAGUCUAACAUUAUUAUCGAGACCCGGACCUGGACUGUAACCGAAGGACUUCGGUAA